Messenger RNA from Heterobasidion irregulare TC 32-1, 510 nucleotides. RefSeq lists its product as uncharacterized. The transcript has 3 exons. Gene Ontology annotation, molecular function: zinc ion binding. Gene Ontology annotation, cellular component: mitochondrial intermembrane space. The coding region runs from base 1 to 510 and encodes 169 amino acids. The record is from RefSeq and is a predicted model, not a curated record. Gene Ontology annotation, biological process: protein import into mitochondrial intermembrane space. NCBI's taxonomy places the organism in Eukaryota, Fungi, Basidiomycota, Agaricomycetes, Russulales, Bondarzewiaceae.
AUGUGCAAACACAUCUUGAAUGCCCAGGUCUCCAUCCGUGCGCCAUGUUGCAAGCGAUGGUUUGACUGCCCCGAGUGCCAUGCCGAGUCUGAGUCACACCCGCUCGCGCGGACCAUGGAUAUGGUGUUCAUAUGCAAGAAGUGUAAAAAGGCAUUCAGGAAGGACAUGACUGUGUACGAGGAGAGCGACGAGUACUGCCCUCAUUGCGACAAUCAUUAUGUGCGUGCUUGUUCUGCCUACCCAGUUCCUCUAAAAUUUGCACUGGGGUUCGCGCGGAGGCGGGCUUGUGAUCGAUCCUUCAGUAUCUCAACUUGGCAACACUCUCAGCGGAUCAAGUUAAUAAUCUUCCGUGCUCUGCAGGUUAUCAACGCGAAAUCUCCCCAGGCCAUGAUUGGUGUCGAAGGAGAAGAUGCUCGGAUAGACGCACGACUGCUGAAGGACGACCGUGUUAAGGGCCAGUCAUCUAAAUCGCUCUUUGUACAGGACGACUCGGCGGAUCGACUCGGAUAG